AUGACAAGCAUGACAUGUUCUUUUCCACUUCCGCAUAGUGACUCUGAGUCAAAAAGCCUGUGCCUAUCCCUCCAGUCACCCAUUGGCCCAAGAACGAUGCGCCAGGUCCCUGAAGAGGGAGAGAUGCUGGCGGAUGCUGUGGGCCGCUGGCUAGGCCAGAGCGGGAUGUCACCCCUCAUCUAUGAAGACAGUGAGCCCUGGCCCGAGAACAGGCCAUGUGCUGCCACGGAUGCUCAACCCGACUCCAAGAAGCACGCACGGUCGAGGUCGCACUCGAAGACGCACACAGAUAGUCAGCCAGAUGGUCAGCAGAAGGCCACCUGGCCAGCUGGUGUUGUGUUGGUGGUGCUGGCCGUGGGUGUCUUGCUGGCGGCCGGUGUUGGGGCAGCCCUGGCCAUCCGGAGACAACGGCGCCGACCCGGUGAGGGCGCGGGAGUGGCGCUGGCGGGCGCAGAGAGGACGUUUGAAUACGAACUGCAAGAUGCAGGCACCACUUUGCCGCAGCUCGCAGAGGAACGAAAAAGGACCGGUUUUUGA
This is a messenger RNA of Durusdinium trenchii, 537 nucleotides long. The record is from the annotation of a GenBank genome assembly. Lineage: Eukaryota; Dinophyceae; Suessiales; Symbiodiniaceae.